AUGUUUGAACCACGCAGCCUUGCGCGCUUACUUCUUCCUUACAUACAUGAUCGGAAAGCCUUGUAUGGGAGCCAUGUCUUCACUGAAGGCUCCGAGCUAGACGAGGCAGAGAAGAAGAAGUUGUUGAUCGAAUUCUCUUCCCCAAACAUUGCGAGCGAGUUUCAGGGAAAGCAUCUACGCAGCACAAUUAUCGGUGCCCAUAUUGGUCUGUUGUAUGAGAGCAUGGGAUGGGAUGUGACACGAGUCAAUUACCUAGGUGACUGGGGAAAGAACAUCGGUUUGCUUGGAGCUGGAUGGGAGGAUUUUGGUUCUGAAGAGCAAUUCGCGGCUGACCCGAUCGGGCAUCUUGUCAGCGUGUACAACCAAGCGAACGAAAUUUUCAUCCCCGAACAGGCGUCAAGCAAAAAAGCUAGGGAUGCGCAUGAGGAUACAGUCGAGAUUGAGUCGAAAGGCUAUUACGCCAAGAGAAACGACUUCUUCAAAAAGAUGGAGGACGGUGACGAGGUUGCCGUCGGCCUCUCGAAGCGCUUCCGUGACGUGUAUGUGGACCACUACAAAGAACUUUAUGCGCGUCUGAAUGUCACUUUUGAUGAAUACUCCGGCGAGUCUCAAGUAUCGCCAGAGACAAUGACAGAAGUGGAAGAAAUCCUAAAGAGCAAGGGACUGAGUGAGGAGAAAGAUGGUGCGUGGAUGAUCGAACUGAAGAAGCACGGAGGUAAAGGAGGUGCAGCCAUCAUUCGUGAUCGCACAGGAAGCAGCACUUAUCUUCUGCGCGACCUAGCAACCGUUCUCGAGCGUUUCCGCAAAUACUCUUUCGACAAGAUGAUCUACGUCGUCUCUGUAGAUCACGAUCUACACUUUCAACGCGUCUUGAAAAUACUGGAUCUUAUGGAUAUGUCUCAUUUGGCAGAGAGACUACAACACGUGCAUUUCAGCAAAGUCUCGCCAAUGGUUGACCAAGGUUCUAUGUUGGGUGACAUCUUGAGCCAAUGCCAGAGUUCAAUGCUUGAGUCUUUGAGGGAGAAUCCAGACCAAUCUGCUCUUCUCGGGGACUCAGAAGACGUCGCCGCAUCUCUGGGUAUCAGCGCUCUUCUCGUCCAGGAACUUUCUGCACGCCGGGCUGCAGAUCAUGCAUUUGACAUUGCUCGAAUGACAUCGUUUGAACUUGGCACUGGCCCUGAGCUCCAGUAUUGCUAUGCGAGACUCACGUCGCUUCUUGCUGAUAAGUCUAGUGACGCGAGCGCCUUGACUGAUGAUGAGCUGGAAUCAAUCACAGGUGAAGCAUUUGUCGACCUCCUUCGCCUUCUAGCUCAAUAUCCAGAUGUCACGGCUCAAGAGUUCAAGGCGUUGGAAUCGGCAACUGUGAUGGCAUAUCUUACUAGCGUAACCGGCCAAUUGUCUGGCUGUUUCGAGGAGAUCCCCGAAGGUGCUGAUUUGACUGUUGGUCAAGUCAUGCUUCUAGAAGCGGCACGACAAGUGUUGGAAAAUGCCAUGAGGCUACUCGGGAUUGUUCCAACUUCUAGAUAG
Messenger RNA from Phaeoacremonium minimum UCRPA7, 1527 nucleotides. RefSeq names its product putative arginyl-trna synthetase protein. The record is from RefSeq and is a predicted model, not a curated record. Gene Ontology annotation, molecular function: arginine-tRNA ligase activity; ATP binding. Gene Ontology annotation, biological process: mitochondrial translation; arginyl-tRNA aminoacylation. The transcript has a single exon. Lineage: Eukaryota; Fungi; Ascomycota; Sordariomycetes; Togniniales; Togniniaceae. Gene Ontology annotation, cellular component: mitochondrion. Bases 1 to 1527 code for a protein of 508 amino acids.